Ilex paraguariensis (yerba mate) is the source of this 730-nucleotide messenger RNA. Lineage: Eukaryota; Viridiplantae; Streptophyta; Magnoliopsida; Aquifoliales; Aquifoliaceae. The record is from the annotation of a GenBank genome assembly.
AGACACAACAUGUGAAUGCAAGGGAGCAUCAACAACAGCUGCAAAUGCAGCAAUUGCAACUUAUGCAGCAACGCAAUACUCAGUUGCAAAAAAGGAUCCUAAUCAUCCUUCACUUGGUGGUCCUAUGAAUGCUAUGAACUCUGAAGGAAUGAUGGGGCAGCCAUCAGCCAGUGUAUUGGCCAUGAAAAUGUACGAGGAGCAUAUGAAACAUCCUCAUUCAAUGGAUUCAGAGACAUCUCCAGUUCUAAUGGAUGCCAAUAGGAUGGCCCUUAUCAAGUCAGCAACUAAUCAUCAAGGUUAUAGAAUUCAAAAUCUGCACGAGCAAGUUCUGGGAAAAAACAAAAAAAGAAGAAGACUUCUCUCUCCUUGUGUUUGUGUGCCCAUUCAGUAAGUGCUCGACAGUGAUACAUCGGAGCGACCUUGUCUUACAUUAAGGAUUAUGUACUAGAGGAAGAUUUGGGAAUUGAGGAACCGACACAUUUGGAAGCUCCACUAGACGGGUUCGUGGAUCCCGAGGUGGACGUCUAGAGUUAUAGUUUAUUUUUGUGCUAAACUAGAGAAUUUAUUUACGAUCAUGUAUAAUAUAAUUUUUUGUUUAUUCCGCUCCUAAGUUUAAAUGUAAUUCUUUUGGAUGUAAUUGUUAUAGCUUGACAAAUUCUUUUGGAUAUAGUGGUCAUGGUUGACCUAUUCUUUUGGGAUGAUAUUGUAAAUGAUAUAUUUGAUGAAUGAA